Molecule: messenger RNA, 1067 nt
Organism: Ailuropoda melanoleuca (giant panda)
Lineage: Eukaryota; Metazoa; Chordata; Mammalia; Carnivora; Ursidae
Gene: RNF212B
Product: ring finger protein 212B
Exons: 15
Coding region: 103-1005 (300 amino acids)
Biological process (GO): reciprocal meiotic recombination; homologous chromosome pairing at meiosis; protein sumoylation
Cellular component (GO): synaptonemal complex
Molecular function (GO): SUMO transferase activity
Source: RefSeq, a predicted model, not a curated record
UGAACACAAUGUAAGAAGAAACAAAGUUCUUAGAUCAUAUUCUCAUUGUGAAAAUCUUGAAAAUGCUGCCUUACUGUUUCUAGCAUAAAAUGCGGCUGUAGAAUGGAUUGGUUUCACUGCAAUCAGUGUUUCCGAAAAGAUGGGGACCGUUUCUUUGUCACCAGCUGUGGCCAUAUUUUCUGUAAAAAGUGUGUGACUCUGGAAAAAUGUGCUGUUUGUGGAACUGCUUGCAAGCAUCUGGCUCUUUCUGAUAAUCUGAAACCUCAGGAGAAGAUAUACUUCAAAAGCCCUGUGGAAACAGCUUUGCAGUAUUUUAGUCACAUUUCUCAGGUGUGGAGUUUCCAGAAGAAACAAACAGAUCUCCUCAUCGCCUUUUAUAAGCAUAGAAUUACAAAGUUAGAAGCAGCCAUGCAGGAGGCACAACAGAUGGUGACCAGCCAGGAAAAAGAGCUGUCAGUCUUAAAGAAGGAAAAUGGAGAACUGAAGAAAUGUCUUGCCAUUCUAAAGGAAUCUCCAAAUUGGUACCAAGGAAGCAGGUUGGCCACACCUCGACCAGUGGGCAUUACUUCUCCAUCACAGUCAGUCACUCCACGACCCAGUUCUCGGCAUAGCAGCCAGGUGGUCAGUCGGUCCCCCUCAGUGGAAUCUCUCUCUUACAGAAUGUCUGGCUUUAGUAGCUUGGGACAAGGAGCCAGAGGCCUGCAGGGAAGAAGCACUCCCAGGGACUCUUAUAUUGAAACCCCUUCACCAGCUUCUACUCACAGCCUAUCUUACCGGCCUUCACCUGCCUCUUCUGGACAGGGGAUUUUUUCUUUCAGACCAUCCCUAAAUGGUGGGGAUUCAGGCCACACAAGAGUCCUCACCCCCAACAAUUCAGGUCAGAGGGAAAGCAGAACCCCACUAGAGAGUCUUCCUGGUUUCCAGCUACCAGUUCAGCAGACUCUCUACGAACAGAGACAGAUGGGAUUAGCCAGGUCAAGAGAAGCAUGGACUACUUCCAGAUGAAGGUUCUUCAAGGUCUGAUCUAUACAUACUGCAUUAAGGAAGGCCUAUAGCAUCCAAUACCC